Molecule: messenger RNA, 732 nt
Organism: Symsagittifera roscoffensis
Lineage: Eukaryota; Metazoa; Xenacoelomorpha; Acoela; Convolutidae
Product: charged multivesicular body protein 1a-like
Exons: 1
Coding region: 6-620 (204 amino acids)
Biological process (GO): late endosome to vacuole transport; endosome transport via multivesicular body sorting pathway; protein transport
Cellular component (GO): multivesicular body; ESCRT III complex
Source: RefSeq, a predicted model, not a curated record
UCAAAAUGUUUGGUGGCGGUGGUCGAAAAAUGGACGAUUUGAUGAUCAAUCUGAAAAUGGGAUCGAAGUCAAUGGAGCGGGCUGCUAAUAAAUGUGAGAAAGAAAUGAAAGCGUACAGAGUGAAAGUUAAAAAAGCACUCGAAGAGCAAAAUACAGAAGUUGCACAAGUGCAUGCAGAAACUGCCAUUCGAAAAAAGAAUGAACAGUUGAAUUAUCUUCGAAUGGCCUCCAGACUUGACGCGGUUUCGGCCCGAGUGAAGACUGCUUCCACCAUGCAAUCCAUGACGAAAAGCCUUGGUGGUGUUGUGAAAGGCCUAGAUCAAGCUUUACGAUCUAUGGAUCUUGAAAAGGUCCAGCGAGUUAUGGAUGAGUUUGAAAAGCAGACAGGCGAUUUAGAUGUAAUGACCAGUGCGAUGGACAGUUCUAUGACGAAUGCUACAACCAGCUUGACACCUGCGAAUCAAGUCAAUGAUCUAAUAAGUCAAGUUGCUGCUGAAAAUGGGCUUGAAGUAUCUGGGCUGAUGAAUGACCCUUCAAAGAAUACGCUGCAAGCUACAAGUAUGUCAGCAGAGGAGAGUGACCAGCUUGAGAGGAGGCUGGCAAACUUGAGAUCGUCUUGAAAUAGUUUUUUGUUGUAAUUAACAUUUCGUUUAUAGGUUAGAUAAAUUCAUAUCAUAUUUGAAGGUCUUGAAAAGUUGACAUAAAUAACUGAAAAGAAUUCUUUGAAACUUG